UUAAUAUUAUAACUUGUUUAACAUUUGAACAAUCAACAUGAGAACGUCUCACUUGAAUAUUAUCCUCACAACUAUCAUCCUGAAUUUUUUUUCAACUGAAAUUAAUGGAAAUGUUGUUAAUAAAAUUGCAAGAAAUUUUGAUAAUUUAUCAACUGAAAAAGUUGAUGACAAUCAGAAUAUUUUGAGAAUAAUAAAUUCAACAAAUUUAUUUGUCAACGAGGCAAAUUUAUCAGUUAAAAAUACAAGUGAAAAUAAAAGACAUGGUAAAUCAGUGUUUGCUUUGGUAGAUUUAGAAAAAUUUAUUAAUACUGGUGUAGAUGAUGAGUCAUCAAUAAAUGAACUUGUAAGACCUCUGGUAACACCAAGAGCAUCACAAUUAAAUAAUCAAUUAUUUUCGAUGCUUCAGUAUUAUCCAAAUAUCAAUGAACAAAUUCAACUUGCAUUAUCAAAUUAUUUAUCAAAUCAACAAGUUCAACCAAUCAAUAAGUUACUUCGAGAUGCCAAGUUAACUAUUAACAAUCGAGAGAGACAAAACAGUAGAAAACCCUCAAAGAUUCAUCAACAAUUUGAUGAAACAAUUGAUGGUGAUGAUGACGAUGAUUCUUUGGAAAUUAAAGAGACAAAAUUAAAAAAAAAUUCAAGUAGAUUUGAUAAUAUUUCAGCAUUAAAAGAUUUAAUUAGAUCAUCAGUUGUUGAAGCAUUGAAUGAGAAUAAUAAGCCACGAAAACCUUCAUCUGCAUCACGUGAAGCUGAUGAUUUGGAAGACAUGAAUGCAGAUGUAGUUGAAGACAAAAAUAAGCCAACAGAGAAGCCAACAGAUAAGCCUACAGAGAAGCCUAAAGAACAAAAUAUUACAACAACAACAGUAUCACCAAUAAAUGGUUAUUAUUAUGGUGGAAAUGCACAAAAUACAAGUGAUGUUAAUUUGGUACAAGACACAUAUGGACCACCACAAAAUGGCUAUAAUUAUAGACCAUUUUAUAAUCAAGGAUUUAAUUAUCAGGGUUUAUAUGGUCCACCAUCAACACUGUCAGAACCACCUGCCUAUGGCCCGGAACCAUUUCGUCCAGACUAUGGAUAUUAUGAUCAACCUGAUUCUAGCAACUUUCCUAAUCUCGUUGAACCGUGGCCAGUUCAACAGGCUCAACCAAUUUAUUAUGCUAGAGGCAGACAAAUAACACAAGAUGACAAAAGUUUUGUCAAUGGAAAUACCUUUAUUCCAUCAACAAGACUAUCACGUCAGACAUGAAAAUAUAUAUUUUUUUAUUAUAAUGUAUUUUUAGUUUAGUUUUUUUUAUAUACACGUCAAUGUUGUAUUAGAUUUUAAUUAUACCUAUAAUUUAAUGAAUAUAAAUUUUGUUUCUUUUUUUUUUUUAACUAUGUUUUUGUUGAAGAGAUUUGGUUGAGGAUAAUUAAAUUGGAAAUGGAUGUUCAGCCAACUGAACACUUGUUGCUUUGAAAUUUUUUAUAUGUUUUAAAGUAUUUUUAUAAAUUAUUUAGCUACAAUUACUUGUCUAUACAAAUAGUGAGUGAAUUUUCAUUGUUAACUUAUAAUUAAAUGUGGCAUU
Molecule: messenger RNA, 1568 nt
Organism: Aphidius gifuensis
Lineage: Eukaryota; Metazoa; Arthropoda; Insecta; Hymenoptera; Braconidae
Exons: 3
Coding region: 38-1249 (403 amino acids)
Source: RefSeq, a predicted model, not a curated record